AUUAUAAACCGUGAAAACGUUAGCAUCGGUGUGAACAUUUUUCUGUUCUUGAUAAAAAGCAUAAAAAAAGAGCUGAAAUCAUGUCGAGUGAAACUACUGAAAAAUCCUCUCAUCCAUCGUGGCUGAAUUCUGAUUUCUUUUAUUCGAUUUUGCGAAAUAAUAAGCACCUUCCGGGAGCAACAGAUUCACUCUCCAUUCAAUCCAUUCACAUAGAACCAGCCACAAAUGUGGGAGACAAUUACAUGUCCAGUAUUUACAGAGUUCUUAUUGAAUAUUCUCUCGCAAAACAUGGCGAUCGUGAAAAAUUGGCACUUAUUGUGAAAAUGCUGCCGGAUUCUGAGUUAAUGGGAGAUUUUACAGAUAAAUACAAUGCAUUCCCCAAAGAAAUUCUUCUUUAUGCAAAAAUAAUUCCGGGUUUGGAGGAGAUUUGGCAGAAAGCAGGGCAUCCCGUUGAAUUCGGCCCAAAGCUCUAUUUCAGCUCAGAAAGUCCAAAAGUUCUAAUUGUUAUGGAUGACCUCAAGGCAAAGGGGUACCGAAUGAUUCCGCGACAGGAGGGAUUGAGUUUGGAACAAGGAAAGGUUUUAUUGACCAAAUUGGCCAAAUUUCAUUCAGCUUCUGUAAUUUACUACGACGAGAAUGGACCGUAUUCUGAUUUACUGAAUGAGGGACUUAUUCGAAUGGAGCUGAAAGAUGAUUUGGAGAUAUAUUACAACUCAAUGUACGAUGGUAUGAUGGAAAGGAUGGAAAGUUGGGAUUUUGCUGAACCUUAUCGACCAAAAUUAAGAUUGUGGAAAGAUAGAGUAUUUGACUCAGGCUACAAAAUAAUUCAAGCUGAAAGCGAUACAUUCAACGUCUUGAAUCAUGGAGAUGUCUGGAACAACAAUUUAAUGUUCAAAUUCACCAACGAUCGUCCUGAAGUCCUCUUUGUGGACUAUCAGCUUUGUUCUUGGACAUCACCAGCUGUUGAUUUCCUUUAUUUCAUGGUUAAUGCCAUGAACACGGAUGUUUUAAUUGAGCAUUUCGAUGAUAUGAUCAAAUUCUACCACGCAGAGCUUUCGAGCAACUUUGAGAAGCUUAAAAAGCCCGAAAAGAUUCCUCCGUUAGAGGACAUUGAGAAAGUUAUUUAUCGCAAAGGUUUCUUCGGGGCAAUGAUGCUAAUUGAAACAGUUCCAGUCAUUAAGUCCAAUCCAGACUUGGAGAUGGAUAUAGAAGCAGUACUAGCGGGCGAUGAAAAAGCAAUAGAGAUGAAGAGGAAGCUCUAUUUUUCAGAAACAUCAACGAAAGUUUACGAAAAAUUGUUACCUUUCUUGGAUAAGAAAGGAUUUUUAGAUAUUGCUCUGUCUCAUACAAGUCUUCUUUGGGGCAAGUUCAAGGAAGUAUUAUUUGAGUUUUGUUGCGCAAUGGAAUUAGACGAGAUCUUUUCAUUGAAGAAUUUAGAAUUCGACCUCAAGAACAUUGCUGAGGAAUUAUUAAAGAAAAAAUCUCAAAAUUUAUUAUCCUAUGAUGUGUAUCCAGCUGCGGGAAAAGGAAAUAAUUUUUCAAGUGUUAUUCAUCGAAUUGAAAUUAAGUUCCUGGACAAGGAUUCAGGAAUUGUAACUGAAAAGUUUAUUAUAAAGAUCCUCCCAAGUGGUGAUCGUGGAAAAUUCAUGGAAAAGCACAAUAUCUUCUAUCGUGAGAUUCACGUUUAUGAUUCAAUUCUACCUCAAGUAUCAACACUGCUAUCACAAAUAGGGUGCACCACAAAAUUGGCCCCAGAAUGCAUUACAGUGCUCUCAAAUCCAUGUACUCUUGUGCUGGAAGAUCUUUGCAAUUCUAACUACAAAAUGCUAAAUCGCAGGGAAGGAUUAAAUUUGGAGCAAUCAAUGGAUGUCCUGGAAAAUAUUGCAAAAUUCCAUGCUGCUUCUGUGAAAAUUUCCGAAAUAAAUCCCAAAUCGAUGGAAAUAUUAUUUGAGAAUUCCAUUUCAGAGUGCAUAAACUCCUUUUGCAUCUUCUACAAAACCGGAUUAGCAUCGCUGAAGGAGCUCAUUGAGCAAUGGGAAGGAUUUGAGGAGAUUGCGGAAAAAUUGGAAAAUCUCCAAGAGAGAAUUAUUGAGAAAAUCUUUGAGAACUACAUGAUAAAAUCAACAUUUUGCGUUCUCAAUCACAACGAUUUGUGGACUAAUAAUGUUAUGUUCAAGUAUGAUUCUUCAGGAAAAUUAAUCAAUUCGGCAAUAAUUGAUUAUCAAUUCGUCUAUUGGGGCUCACCUGCCAUUGAUCUGAAUUUUUUCCUCUACACUUCAAUUGAGGAGGGUGUAAGGAAAGCACAUUGGAACCAUUUAAUUCAUCACUAUCAUAAGAUUUUAAGUAAAACCCUCAAAGAUCUGAAGGCUACAACAAUAGUUCCUAAAGUAACAGAAAUCCAUGCAGAAGUCAUCCAAAGAGGUGUUCAAGGCAUUUUGGCAUGUCUUUUGAAAGCCGCUGUAAUUAUUGCGCCAGUUGAGAGUGUUGAUUUUGGGCUCAUCUUGUCGGAAAGAGAAGAAGGAGCGUCCUACAGACGUCAACUUUUCUCUAAUCCUAAAUACGUUGAAUUUAUUAAGCCACUAAUUUGUGAAUUUAACUGGCUUGGAUAUUUAGACUAAAACAUAGCAUUAGGACCCCUAAAUCAGGUGAAUCUUUAAUAAUUUUUAAAUUUCAAAUUAUGCUAGAGGCAAAUAAAAAAAAAAUUCUUGAAUUUUUCUGAUUAGAAGUGCUUUAAUAUAAAAUAAUUUCUAGAAUAAAAUAUUAUUCCUUAUUUCGAAUGCGAUAAUUUUUUAAUUUCUCUAUUAUUAAAAAUUUAAAAAAAAUGCUUAUUACAUGUAUGUGAAAUAUUUGAAUAAAGCGCAUAAGUAGAGAAAA
Molecule: messenger RNA, 2874 nt
Organism: Lutzomyia longipalpis
Lineage: Eukaryota; Metazoa; Arthropoda; Insecta; Diptera; Psychodidae
Exons: 7
Coding region: 81-2618 (845 amino acids)
Source: RefSeq, a predicted model, not a curated record